UACAGAAUAGAAUUUGUAUUCAUAUUGUUUAUUGAGAAUGAGUUCAUCAAAUAGUCGUUAUGCCACCAAGAAGCAAGAUAACGCAGCAAAGGAUUUGCUUGAGGUGGGAGAUCCUUCUAACAGAAAAGGUGCUAGUAAAGGAGAAGGGAAAACAAAUGGACCCAGCACCGGAGAACUUCAGAAACCCGAUCCAGAGACUAAAGAACCAAAGGGUUCUAGAAUCAAAGCUCGAAAUUAAACAAUACCAAAUCACAAACAGGUUUACUUUCAAGUGCUUAUGUGGAAAGAAAAUAUACAGCAACUCCAAGAUUCAGUGUUCUUAUUUCCAACUUCGUUUAGAGUAUAGUGUUUACAAACUAAUGUGACCUAAGAAAUAAGUGUAAGUUGUUAUUAGUUAGUAAGUUGUUAUUUGGGAUUCACAUGUCUUUAUUUAUUUUGGCACAAGUUUGUAUUUGUAUUUGUAUUUGAUAAAGUAGCACGUUAUAAUUAAUAAGAUUCAAGUUAAUAAUGAGAUGUGGG
Molecule: messenger RNA, 519 nt
Organism: Vigna angularis (adzuki bean)
Lineage: Eukaryota; Viridiplantae; Streptophyta; Magnoliopsida; Fabales; Fabaceae
Exons: 3
Coding region: 60-365 (101 amino acids)
Source: RefSeq, a predicted model, not a curated record